This is a messenger RNA of Caenorhabditis remanei, 2169 nucleotides long. RefSeq lists its product as uncharacterized. The transcript has 6 exons. The record is from RefSeq and is a predicted model, not a curated record. Gene Ontology annotation, molecular function: acyltransferase activity, transferring groups other than amino-acyl groups. Lineage: Eukaryota; Metazoa; Nematoda; Chromadorea; Rhabditida; Rhabditidae. The coding region runs from base 1 to 2169 and encodes 722 amino acids.
AUGACAAGGUUAUCAUUACUCAUCUGUAUUAUUUUCUUGUUCUGUUUGAGAGGAGUUUCUGCUGGAUGGAAAGAUAUAUUUAAUCCAAAACCAAUCAAUGGAAUAUCUGGACAGUGUCAAAAUGACACGAACACUUGGAUGAAAUCUCUGCAGAUUUUCGCUACAGUUUCAACAGAAUGCAUUGUUAUGAAUAAAUGUACACUGAAAGAAUUGAAGAUUAUUGAAGAGAACUUGUAUGCCGUUCAACAAUUCGAUGCGUGGGGCCAAUUUCCAUCACCAGGUCUUCUCGAAAUCAAGACACUUUAUGAUGGAUCUAAUCAAGAAUGUGAACGAAUCAGCGGCAAAAAAUACGACACAAACUACUGCUACAUGCUUAUUAGACCUGGAAAGAAUGCUUCGUGUGCUGUUUCUAAUUCUACUUCUCUGUAUUCUGCCCUACCUCUUCGGAUCGCUACAUGCCUUCCAAAAUCUUGUGAUCAUCAAGAAAUGAUCAAUAUAUUCAAUCAAGUGUCGCCCUAUCCAUUCACUGCUUGCGCUGCUUUCUGUGUCAAGAAUGAGGUGAAAAAGGACUCCGCAUUCUGGGGAUUCUCAAUCUUUCUAAUGGUAGUAUCAGCCAUUGCUAUUCUUGCUUCAUCAAUUGACUACAUUCGUGAAACUGCGUUUGGAAUCUCUAGUGUGAAAGAGAAGAAUGUUUUUAUGAAAAUUCUGUUGUCCUUCUCCUUAUGGACGAAUGCAGAACUUCUCUUAUCUGUGAAGGAGCAAAAACCCGGUUUUAUCAAAUCUCUGGACUGCAUCCGUCUUCUAUCAAUGUGCUGGGUAGUCACCGGACAUUCAUUUCUGUAUUUCAUUCUUGCUGAUACGUUGGAACCAGUGAUCAACUUCCCCAAACAUUUCUGGAAUCACUUACUGCUCAACGCGUUCGUAUCAGUCGACACAUUUUUCGUGCUCUCUGGAAUUGUCGUCGCCUAUUUGUUUUUCAAAACCAAGCCAAGCAAGAAAAUGAUCUCGAAUCCCAUCACAUGGAUUUUAUUCUACAUUCACAGAUACCUGAGAUUAACCCCUCCGAUCAUGCUCUUCAUUGGAUUUUUCACAGUCUAUGCCCCGUAUAUUCAAGGAGUGUUUUCGGCUUCUGAGCUGAAUGGAAUGUACCCUCAAAUCGAAGCGUGCAAAACCUACUGGUGGCAAAACUUACUUUAUAUCAAUAAUUUUGAUAAAAGUGACAACAAUCAAGAUAGUACUUGUUACGGUAUUACUUGGUACUUGGCAGUGGACACUCAACUUUAUCUUGUCGCUCCGAUUAUUUUGGUUGUUUUGUAUUUCUCAUUUGCUGCUGGAACUGCUGUAAUUGUUACUGGAUGUGUUGGAAGUAUCAUUGCAACUUACAUUUUAUUUGGAAUUUAUGACGUGCCAGCUGAUAUCAUCGGAAAUGGAAAUCAAAACAACUUCUUUGACAUUGCAUACUCAAAACCUUGGAUUCGCUGCCCACCGUAUCUCGUAGGAAUUCUCACUGGUUACCUGCUGGCUACCUACGGAAACAGAAAAAUCAGAUUGAACUGGGCGUUAUCUGUUGGAGGUUGGAUUGUUGCAUUCGUGAUUGCAGGCGGUUGUCUCUUUUCAACUUACGACUAUGACAAGGGAGCACAUUGGAGCACGUUCACAAGAGCUACAUUCUAUAAUUUCCAUCGAUUGGGAUGGGGAGUUUUUGUUUGCUGGGUUGUUGGUGCAAACCACAUGGGAUGGGGUGGACCAAUCAAUAACUUUAUGUCUCACCCGAUUUGGCAACCAUUCGGAAGACUGUCGUAUUGUGCGUAUAUUGUUCAUUGGAUGGUGUUGUUUUACUACUUGAAUGUUGGAGGAGUCGUUGUUCAUUAUUCAUCUGCAUGGGAAGUGUUUAUUUACAUCGCAAUCCCAGCAACUCUACUGUCAUAUGUACUUGCUUUCUUCUGGAGUUGUUUAUUCGAGGUUCCCAUUUUGAAACUCGAGAAGAUGCUUAUUGAAUCAUUAAUAGGUGGAGUUGGACGAACAUCUCUCAAAGUUGACGAGACAGCAACUCCGCUCUCUGAAAACUUGAAAGGAAAAGUUUCACCGAUUCUCGAGAAGAAGAGAGAAGAAGCAUCUGCAUGGGAUAUAGAAAUAGAAGAAGGAAAACUAGAAGACGUGAAACUAUGA